UCGACACGGGUGACACAGCCAGGCCAGCCAUUGAUUUGCUGCGGUGUCGUCCGUGCUGUAGUGCCGUGCUUUUCCGUCGCAGCGGGGGACGGGGCAGCUGACAGCAUUUUCGUGCAGACUCCUUGAAGACGGUUUGACGGUCCGAGAGACCGGACAACCGUCAACACGAUGGUGACCACCGCCGAAUCGAGCGCGACUUCGCAAAACCAAGCGGACUCCGCCAAGGAAGAUGACGAGAGCCAGAAUAUCUGGUCCUCCAUCCUCAAGCAGGUACAGGAGAGCCUGCCCAACAAGCUGCCGUCGCACAAGCUCCUGCUCGUCAUGGGAGACAACGAGUCCGGUAAGACGACCCUGAUCGCCAAGAUACAGGGCAACGACGACCCCAAAAAAGGGUCGGGCCUCGAGUACCACUACCUCUACGUACGCGACGAAUACCGCGAAGACCAGACGCGACUGGGGGUGUGGGUGCUGGACGGCGAUCCGUGGCACCGCAACCUGCUCAAGUUUGUCCUCACCGAGGAGACGCUCGAGGACACGACCGUGCUGCUGACGGCGUCCAUGACAACUCCGUGGUCUCUACUCGACUCGCUGCAGAGCUGGGCGACCGUGCUCGAGGAACACCUGUCGAGGCUCCGCCUUCCGCCCAGCACGGUGGAGAAGAACAAGCUCCGCGUCCUGCGCCGCUUCCAGGACUACAUCGAACCUGGCGACGAGAUCGAAGGCGUGAGCUCGCCGCUGCGCCGUACGUCGGCAACGAUCGGCGGCGGCGGCGAGGACUUCGGAGACACCUCGUCCUCCGCUCACGCGCUGCCGCUGUUGGGCGAGGACACGCUGAGCAACAACCUCGGGCUGGACGUCAUCGUGGCCAUCACCAAGACGGACUACAUGAGCACCCUGGAGAAGAACUACGACUUCAAGGACGAGCACUUCGACUUCAUCCAGCAGGCGGUGCGCAAGUUUUGUCUUCGCUACGGCGCGGCGCUCUUCUACACCUCCGUGAAGGAGGACAAGAACUGCGACCUCCUCUACAAGUACCUGGUGCACCGCAUCUACGGCUUCCCGUUCAAGACGCCCGCUCUGGUUGUAGAGAAGGACGGCGUCUUCAUACCGUCCGGUUGGGACAACGACAAGAAGAUCGCCAUCCUCUACGAGAACAUCACGUCUGCCUCGCCGGACGACCCGUACUCCGAGGUCAUCACGCGACCUAUGACGACGCGCAAGCCGCUGCAGCGCGAGCCGGAGGUCCUGGCCGAGGGCGACCAGGCCUUCCUGGCGCGCCAGUUAGCCCUGCUCAAUCAGCAGGCGCAGCCGUCGCCCGGACGUGCGACCUCCUCCGACGCUGCGGCGGGGGCCGCGGGGGGUGCGCGGACGCCCGUCGGCGUCCAGAAGUCGGCAGAACGUCGGCUUCCGGGCUCGCACGGCGCCCUCCCCACGCCGGGCAAGAAGGACACCGAGUUUGCCAAGCUCAGUCAGGCCGACGGCGCCAAGGGAGGCAACGAGGGGGUGCUGCAAAACUUCUUCAACAGCCUGCUCAACCGCAAGACGGGGCCCGGCAGCACGCCCAUCCGCACGGCGGCCGACAAGUCGCUGAUGCACAACGACGCGGCCGCCCAGCUGGAGCGCAUGACGCGCUCCAUUGCCAAGAAUAAGGGCCUGUCGCCGGCAAGCCCCGCUGCUGCGCCCUCUGCAGCACCGACGACGCCGACGGAAGAGACCCCGCCGGCCAACAACUCGUUCAGCUCGUGAAGAGGGACUCCCUUUUUGGGCUAUUUGGUUUGUAUUCAUCUUGAACUUCAUCACAGCACAGCAUUAGGUACAGACAAAAGGAAGGCUUUCCUUCAUUUUGUCCGUGUCUCGUGUUGCGCUGAAAUGAAGUUCAAGAUGAAUCGCUUUUGCCAAUGACCCGAGGGAUGUCAAAAGAGUGAACGGCAAGGGAUUUGACAGUGCGUCACUGUGUGGCGGGAGUGGUUGCAUAGUGCGCAUGAGAGCGAGGGACUGGGUAGAGGACUAACCUUGCGAGGAUGCCGUGGGAGGCUGCUUUCUUUUUGUUCAAAAAGUGUUCAAGUAUGCCAAAAGCGCAGACAGAACAAUUAACGAGAACACGGGACGAGGCACUGUCCUCGUCUACGCUUUGCAGCAUACACAAACAGCUUGCGACAGCUCCGCAGGAAAGGUACUGCAUGCUGGCAGUACGGUUUGUGGUGGUUGGGUGUGAAAUGUCCGAGGAAAGGAAAGCAGUAUUUCUCUACCACGCUAGGUGCACUGAUCGAUAUUGGUCGAUGUAGCUUACGAAUGCAUUUGCACCAUUCCAUGUCAUUCUGCAGUGCGUAAAUCCGGAAUGAGCUCGUUACGUCAGUACAUCAAUUGCAAGUGAGACUUGCCAGUGGCAGAGCUUGAGUGACGACGACACCACUUCUGUUGCAAGUUUGAGUCGUGUUUUGCCAACCUUCUGAGCAGCUUUGUCCGAAGGAGCAGUCUUGUGGUGCUUUCCCAACCGUAACCCGUACGCUAAUACCGUUUUUAGUGCCUUUUCGUGGUGUACUAGACCUUACCGUGCAUACACGGAAAAAGGUGCGAGUGUGUGACUUCAGCAGAGAUAUAAGAAGUACGACAGAGGUCUCUUUUAUAAGGGUUCUCUUAUAAAACGGUGACAGUCUAUAAUGUGGCGAUCAUGGGCCAUUCGGUUGUGGGAGAGUUCGCGUGUGCUUUGCAGUGGAUUCCCUCGGGUCAGUUUAAUUCAGGCAGCAAGGAAGUUUGCAUAGUACACGACUUUGUAAAAAAAAAGCUUUUGCACCAUACCUCGCACUUAGACACUAUGCAGCUGUUCUCGCCAAGAAAUUGUCAACUAUCCCACGCAUUUGUCAGCUUCGAAGUGCCACCAGAGGACUGCAGAUUGAUCGCUUUGCUACUGAGCGUUUUACUCUAAGUUAACCCUCGCCUGUGAUGUCAUUGCAUUCAGUGGUGACACAGGUUAGCGUCGACGUGUCCGAUGACGACGCGUGUAGUUUUACUUUCGCGCGGCCUUAUUUAUGUUGAGUUGUGGUUUACUGCCGAGUGUUUGCUUCACUGUGCAAAUUUAGAGCAGCUUUAGUACGCGAAGGAAAAAAAAAACCAGGUCUGUUCACAUUCCCUUCUCGAGAUGGUGUCUUUUAACGCGACACGUACUGGAUUGCAUGAUGGCAAGACAUCUGAGAAAUGGCUUUACUUUUAGUGCAUGCCACAGUGGCUUAAGGGUAGAGUGGGCAGCAUGUAAACACAAUGGAAGUAAUAAAACAUUUCUGAAC
Molecule: messenger RNA, 3284 nt
Organism: Rhipicephalus sanguineus (brown dog tick)
Lineage: Eukaryota; Metazoa; Arthropoda; Arachnida; Ixodida; Ixodidae
Gene: Dlic
Product: cytoplasmic dynein 1 light intermediate chain 2
Exons: 1
Coding region: 169-1746 (525 amino acids)
Biological process (GO): microtubule cytoskeleton organization; microtubule-based movement
Cellular component (GO): cytoplasmic dynein complex; centrosome
Molecular function (GO): dynein heavy chain binding
Source: RefSeq, a predicted model, not a curated record